CCCCCGCGCGGCUGGCGGCAAUGGCGGCGGGCGCGGAGCCGGAGGUGGUGUCGGCCGAGGCGGUGCUGAGGGAGCUGCGGCUCUUCGAGCUGCGCUGCGAGGACCGGGAAGGGCCCGACCGGCUGGUGGAGCUGUGCCUGACCCACGGCCUGGGCCCGGUGGCUUUGGCCAACGAACUCUUGGCCUUCGUUACCAGCAAAGACAUCGGCACCGACCUCUCGUCUGACAACCUCGACGCCUUCGAGCACGAGAUUCUCGCCAAGCGGAGCAGCCGCGUUUCCCGGAAGAGGGACAACCGCUCCGGUGGCCUCCAUGAUGUCCACUCCCUCCAGGAGCUCCUCGACGAGGAAGAGGAGGAUGAGCUCCUGGACGCCUACGCUGCGCCGGCGAAGGGGUCCCAAAAACGCGGUAAUUCCACACCGGAAACGCCGCGGCCCAAACGGAGCCUCUCGUCCCGCAGCCCUUACGCUCUCUUCUCACCCAACAGCUUCUCCCCGAGCCGCACUCCGUCUCGGAAGUACGCGGCACGCGGCAGCCGCGGUGAGGUGGUGGUCUCCUUCGGUGUCAGCCACGACCCCUCCUGGAGCGGCCGCGGCGGCCGUUGUAUUCCCAAACUUUUUGGUCUCCCGGAAGCGAAUCUCACCAAAAGCUACAAAUUCAUGUUCCAAAAAGCGUUCGACAUCCGGGAAGUCCUCUCCUAUCGGAUCGAGACGCUCGGCGAGGCGCUACGGAGCCACCACGGCCUCGAAGACUUCACCUCCGCAUCGCUCCCGGCGCAGGUGAGUCCCGACGCCUCUUUCCUGCUUUCAGAUGGGAAUUUUGGGGCAAUUCUGGCUGAUUUUUAUCCCGUUUUCCCCCAGGAGCCGGUGACGGUGCUGGGCCAGAUCAGCUGCGACAGCAACGGGAAGCUCAACGCCAACUCCGUGGUGUUGGAAUGCGACCAGGAACAUGGCUCCGGUGGCCCGGUGCCUCUGGAUCUCUCGGAGCUGAAGGAAUAUUCCUUCUUUCCCGGCCAGGUUGUGGCGCUGGAGGGAACCAACAGCACCGGACGGAGGAUGUUGGUUUCCAGACUCUAUGAGGGAGUGCCGCUUCCCUUCCACACUCCGACCGAGCCGGCCUCUGAGCAGCAUUUGGUUCUCGUGGCCUGUGGCCCCUUCACCACCUCCGACAGCAGCGCCUACGAACCCCUCACCGACCUCAUCGCCGUCAUCGCUCGCCACCGCCCCGACGUCUGCAUCCUGUUUGGGCCGUUUGUGGAUGCCAAACACGAGGAAGUGGAGAACUGCCAACUCCUGGGAUCCUUCGCCGAGGUCUUCAAGCUCUGCCUGAAGAUGAUAAUCGAAGGAACGCGAAGCACGGGCUCCCACCUGGUCUUUGUGCCCUCGCUGCGGGACGUCCACCACGACUUUGUAUACCCGCAGCCGCCGUUCCUCUGCCCGGAGCUCCCCAAGGACGACAAACCGCGCGUGCACUUUGUUUCGGAUCCGUGCACUCUGGAUAUCGACGGCGUUGUUUUCGGCCUCACCUCCACCGAUCUCCUCCUCCACAUGGGCGCCGAGGAGAUCAGCAGCUCAUCCGGCGUCUCGGAUAGGUUCACGCGGAUCCUCACGCACAUCCUGACGCAGAGGAGUUACUACCCGCUGUUCCCGCCCUCGGAGGAGCUCAACGUCGACUACGAGAGCUUCGACAGCUACGCCGCGUUCCCCGUCACGCCGGACAUCCUCGUUACGCCCUCGGAGCUGCGGUACUUCGUUAAGGACGUGCUGGGCUGCAUCUGCAUCAACCCGGGGCGCCUGACCAAAGGCCAGGUUGGCGGCACCUACGCUCGCCUCUACGUGCGCCGCAAGGACGCCGGGACCGACCGGAAGAGCCCCUGCAUCGCCGCUCAAGUCGUUAAAAUCUAAACCUUCACCACCGAGACCUCCACCGCCUAUAAUUAAUUGCGUCACGGGGAUUAAUUAGUGCUAAAUUACACCUUGAAGUUUGGCUAAAUCCACCCACGACGCUCCUGUUUGUCCGGAAGUCACCGUACUCCGGCCUUGUUUCCCAAGACACCGACUCCGUGCCUACCGCGGCUCCUCCUGGAAGCGCCGCUCCGCUCCUAUUCAUCACUAAUUAAUUAAUUAAGAAGCCCGAGGAAGCUUUUGGAUGAGUUUUGGAUGAGGCGGCGCAGCAGCCGGGUGGAUUUUGGACAGGGAAUGGGGCGACUUGGGAAUCGCUCACUGGAAUGAGACAACCCGUGCUCUCUCCCCUCCUCGUUAAGUUAACCUCGUUAAGUUAACGAAGUUAAUUUUCUGGCUGGAUUUACCUGCAGGAAAGAGGGCGGGAAGUGGAAUCGGGAUGUGCAGUGGAGCCAAAACCUUCCUCUUGUGGGGCUGUUGAUGUCCCGGAUUCACCUCCUGGUUGACAUCGUUUGCGUUGAGCUUCUUCAUUAUGCCACUCGCAGCUUAAUUAGUCCGAAAGUAAUUAAUUCACGGGUGGCGGGGGGGGUUGUUCCGGUGGUUUUCCGGCUUUGGGAGAGGAUGUGGCAGCUCCGGGUUUGGCUGUGGGCAAAAAAUCCACCAUUAGGUUUGGUUUGGAAGUGGUUUUCUUCGCUUUUUGCCUUAAAAUCUUUGAUGAGAAACUGAUAAUUAAUUAAAAUUAUUCCUGGUCUUCGUUUUUUGGGGG
Messenger RNA from Cuculus canorus (common cuckoo), 2667 nucleotides. RefSeq names its product DNA polymerase alpha 2, accessory subunit (gene POLA2). Gene Ontology annotation, cellular component: alpha DNA polymerase:primase complex. Gene Ontology annotation, biological process: DNA replication; DNA replication initiation. Gene Ontology annotation, molecular function: DNA binding. Bases 21 to 1904 code for a protein of 627 amino acids. Lineage: Eukaryota; Metazoa; Chordata; Aves; Cuculiformes; Cuculidae. The record is from RefSeq and is a predicted model, not a curated record. The transcript is spliced from 17 exons.